UUUAACAGAGUGAAGCCCGUACCUUCGAGUAGUCUAGGACAUAGGCCACAGCUCACACAUACACACACAAACACAUCCCCACAACCCCUGAUGUCUGUAGGCACGCACUCAGCAUCAUUAUGCAAACAUGGCAAUCCACACAGGAUAACAGCCAUGGACACAGCACCCACAUACACAUUACAUCAGGCACCAGACCCGGCAACCCGAACGGCGUCAAAACAAAUUUUCCGCCUAAUACAAGCAGUACACCAUAAACAAGUAACAGAUUAUGCAAUCACUAGCAACACUUUCCCACCCGGGAUGAUGCGUCAAGUAAACAGACUAACUGACUUCAUCAAACCGGCCACACCAUCAGACACCACACGUCAUAAGGUGAAAAACAACACAGACAAUUGGAUGAGAGCAAACAUGGUUAUAUUACAGGAACAUUACACAAAUACAAUACACACCCUCGGCCAUACACCACACAACCCCAUAGCUCUUCAAAUAGCUUCUGGUUGGGCUAGAAAACGAUAUGGCCAGAGACUCCGGCCGGAUACCAUAACAACAACAGAAGGUAUUCUGAACAGGCAUAGACAACACAACAACAGCAAUAACAAUAACAAACCUUUUAUCAAAACCAAGACCAGGUUGGAGGGCUCCCUCUCCACCAUCCCGGAACUAUUGGAUGAAGUAGAGUUUCCACCACUACCAGUCAGCAGUGUUGCUGAUCCCCGAAUUGGCACAAUGGAACAGCGAGGAGCCCCGGUAACCACAACGGGAGGGUCACCAAACAUGAUGAGCGGGCAAUUAAAGGCUAACAAUGCCAUUGAAACCACAUCUGAGACCUCCCUACCACUCCUCCUCGGAAGUCCAUCUCCCACUGGUGCCAUUCGGGGAUCCAGCACACCUCCACUCCCCGACGAUAGCCCCGCAGGACCCUCCUCCACUUCCUCCCCAUUCAGCUUACCACUACACAUCUCGACACCAGGUGCCCCGGGGCGGUCCUUGAACCCGGAUCCCCCACGCCAAAGUCCUGGGUCCAUCCCCGUUGCCACAGUGAUUGUAGAAAAUAGACAAUCAGUUCAAAUCUUGUGA
Messenger RNA from Platichthys flesus (European flounder), 1077 nucleotides. RefSeq lists its product as uncharacterized. The record is from RefSeq and is a predicted model, not a curated record. Bases 91 to 1077 code for a protein of 328 amino acids. NCBI's taxonomy places the organism in Eukaryota, Metazoa, Chordata, Actinopteri, Pleuronectiformes, Pleuronectidae. The transcript has 3 exons.